CGCACCGUAGACCCCGGGGUUGGGGUGGGGGGGGGGCGUUCGCUGAAGGCCCGGCUUGGGGAGAGGCAGCGAGGCGUGGAGAUGGGCGCCAGCCAGCACCGAGUUUCUUCCUGAAGCGGCUGCGUCCAGUGAGCCCGGGAAGGUCCUUGGUCCGGAGAGCCAAAGGGGAAACGUGGGAUGGAGCACAUAUCCUGCCUUCGUCGUGGAUACGCCACCAGGGGUUGUGUUCCCCUGCGGUUGUGCCGUGGUCGAGCGUGUGCUGUCAGACUGGAUGAGCGUUUCAGGUGAAGUCCGCAGAGACCCGCCUGGGGCCUGGUCCUGGCUGGAGUUGGCAUUCCUGCCUCGAGUGAGAAGGAAGAAGUUGGGUUUGUAACCAUGGGUGCUUUGGAGAUGUGGCCAACCAAGAUGGAAGUCCCAAACUGACCGUGAAAAAGUGGAUACUGAGGGUGAGAUGUUACGACCCAAGCGAGUCUGGAGGCUGCAGCGGAGCUCAGAAUGACGUGGUAUUUAUGCUUUGGCAAAAAAGGCAAAACAUCACUCGGGUGUAUUUAUGGUUCACGUAUGAGACUAGAGACAUCAAAACUCUCCACUCAGCACUGAAAGUCCUUAGUUGUGGAGUUGUGUUAGGUGUGUUAGGUUUUGCUGCUCUGCUUUUAAGAAGAAUGUAAAUAAACUUAGAAAAGAAUAACAGAAGUGACAGAUUUAGGAAACAGCUAUGGAAGACAAUAAAGAAAGGGCUCUCUUUUGUCUAGAAAAGGAUGAGGGAUUGAGAUCUUAUUCCAUUUUCUGGUCUUUUUUUAGUUAGAUCUCUUCAUAGAUUUAGGCUUCUGAUUCUGUUUCAGCUACGUAGGGUGUGUGGUUAUACCACAGUAUGUAAGAUUGAACAGAUGCAGUAGGUAGCAGGAAAAGCUUUUACAGUUGGGUGAAUAUUAUCCACCCAAUUUCUAUUAGAUGGAUCUGUGACUUUAUUGGUGAACAGAGUGUUUUGUCCCAGAAUGCGUUUUGUUAUGUUCUUGUUUUUUAAUGGUUCCACAAUCAUCUUAAAUGUUUAGAAGAUUCUUACUUUAUGUUAAUUUCUUAACCAAUUGUGUUUAAUGUUGUGGUGUUACUUGUUUCUUCUUUAUGCAUGUAAGCUUCUGGUUUUUUUGAGUGGAUUCCUUUCUCUCGCAAUUUCAAAAACAUGGAAAGAUUUGAGGUGUUCUCUGUUAUGCAUUCUGGUAAACUUCAGGAUGGAAAUUUAAAGACUGCCUUUAACAGCCAAAGGUGUUAUAAUCUCUUUAUAACAUCUGGUACAUUGGUCAAUUUGUUACAACUUCAGUCACUUUUUUUUGCAGUGCAAAGAUCACAAAUCGGACUCAGGUUUAGAGUCUCUAAUUAUCUUGUUAUAAGGAAAAAACUGGUAAUGUGAAGUGCUUAUGUUACUGAACAGUUUAUAAAAACAGGUUUCUGAUAUUUAAUUUAGAAAUAAUUUUCUAUGAGAACUAUCUUGGCUCAUUGAUGCCUGGGAAUUUUGCAUGCAGGACAGAAAUACAGUGUAUUCGGCAGGGAUGAGUUCCUAUGGAGCACGUUCCAUUGAUACAUCUCAGAUGUCUGUUAGGUCCUCAGCCAAUGUUUAAUGUACACUUCCUUCUACUGAAUUCCUUGCGUACGGAACUGCUACUACAAAAGUUCUGAGUUUUCUGGAUGUUGCGUAGUUUACCCUAUAAGAAGUAAUCAUUUGCAAUAUGUUCCUACCUAGUGAAUUUUAUGUUGUGUUUUCUUCUAAUGUAAGUAUGGGAAGUAUGAGGAAAUGAAGUCUUAAAAAUCUUGAAGAAAUGCAAGACUCAUCACACAUGACAGGGAAAAAAAAAAAAGGAAGGAAUGAACUGGACACGUGCGAAUGCAUAGAGGUGAGGUUGAGAGCAUUGUAUCCACAAAAAAAAAAAGGGUAAGAGAAAGGGAUUUAGGCACACUGCUUAGUUCUGUCGAGCAAGAUUGUGCCACAUUUUGUCAUGAAAACUUUCAAGGAAAAACUUCCUCUGGAAGCCUGAGAAGAAUGGUGCCUUGUACUUUGGGAAAAGAUAGGAAAGGAGUGAAUGGAUUUCCAAAUUAUUGGUGUAAAGACUUGAAACCCAUGUGAACAGCCAGGACUGUGUGCUGAAAUCUUGUUAGCGCUCCCCUAAGCAAUUACUUGGAAGCAUUCUAAAUGUCUGUCGCGGUUUCUCAGGGAUGUGUAUCUUUAAACAGGGGUGACGCUGAUGGUAGUGAUGAAGGCCAGACGGAACAUGGCACGAAUGUCGCCAUUCCCGGCAGAGCUAAGUCUUCUCAUAACAAUGAAGACCCGUCUGAUGAUGAACUGGAAGAAUAUGAUUUGGAAAAUUAUGAUGAAGAGGAACACACAGGUGAUCUAAAACUUGGAGACUCUUUGGCUACUCUGGCAGUAUAUGGGAGUAAUGAUCAUGAUCCUUACAUCACUCUAAAAACCACUGAUCAAUAUGAAGAGGAGGACUUUUUGAUUAAGCCCAGUGACAAUCUUGUCCUUUGUGGCAGAGCUGAUAAAGACUACUGUAGUUUGGAGGUCCAUGUUUAUAAUCAUGAAGAGGACUCAUUUUAUGUACAUCAUGAUAUUAUCUUGCCUGCUUACCCUCUAAGUCUGGAAUGGCUGAAUUUUGAUCCUAGUCCUGAUGAAUCACUAGGAAAUUAUGUUGCAGUGGGUAACAUGACCCCGGUUAUUGACAUUUGGGACCUUGAUAUAGUAGAAUCCUUAGAACCAGUCUUUUCUCUUGGAAGCAAGAAAGAGAAAAAGAAGAAAAAGAAAGUAAAGAAAAGUUUAUCCUCAGAAGGGACGGUGAAAGGACAUACUGAUGCUGUGCUUGAUCUUUCAUGGAAUAAACAAAGCAGGAAUGUUUUAGCAAGCGCGUCUGCUGACAAUACUGUAAUUUUGUGGGAUAUGUCUGUGGGUAAGCCAGCAGCCAGCCUGAUGCUACAUACAGACAAGGUCCAGACAUUGCAGUUUCAUCCGUUUGAAACUCAGACCCUUAUUUCUGGAUCUUACGAUAAAUCAGCUGUUCUGUAUGAUUGCAGAAACCCACAAGAUAACCAUCGAAUGUGGCGGUUUAGUGGUCAGGUUGAAAGAGUAACCUGGAAUCAUUUUUCACCUUGUAAUUUCUUAGCAAGCACAGAGGAUGGCUUUGUGUACUGUCUGGAUGCUCGUUCUGAUAAGCCACUGUUUACUCUGAAAGCUCACGAUGAAGAGGUGUCAGGGCUACAACUAAGCAGUCAGAUUAAAGGGUGCCUCGUGACAUCAUCUGCUGACAAAUACGUGAAAAUUUGGGAUAUCCUGGGAGACAGACCAAGUUUAAUCCAUUCCAGGGAUAUGAAAAUGGGUGUUCUCUUCUGUGCAGCUUGCUGCCCUGACUUCCCGUUUGUUUUUGCCUUUGGAGGAGAGCGAGAAGGGCUGCGUGUUUGGGAUAUAAGCAAGAUUUCUGCAGUGAAUGAAGUUUUUGGAAACAGAGAGAGACAUGUUCUGGCUAGUGCCAAUUCUGUGGCUUGCAGCUCCGUGGCCGGCAGUAGCAGCAACGAUGUGGAGACAGCAAUGGAAUCGUGAUGGACCAUCAAAAAAUCAAAGUAAUUAAUGGGACUAUGACUAACGUGUAUUCUACAAAUCGCCAUUUGGUUAGAGUUCAUAGAAAUUACUUGAAUGGCAUGCAAUCUGCAGGCUUCUUCAUCUCAGAUGAAGAAACGCAGUGUGGCUAAGCUCUAAGUCAGCAGUCCUAAGUUCCUGCCUUUAUUACUGGCUUUGAAAGAUUAAAUUACUUGCUUUUGCCUGAGAUUAUGAUCCCUGAAACAGGGGCUACUAUGUGUAAAGUUGAUAUAUAAAAUGAAACAGUCACUAAAAAAGCAUUCUGCUACUACCAGCAGUUUGUUGACUACUGCAGAGAAGGUAAAUACCUUCUAAGGGCAUAAGGAAAAAGACUUCAGACAGCAGUUGUAUAAUAAAAAAAAGCUGAAUGAAAUGACAAGUGUAAAUAGAUAAUUCAUCCUUAAUUUGAGGCUAGAUGUACAUAUUUCUAAUACAGAUUUUAAAAGUUCUAUGUAACUUUUUUAAGUCUUAAUAGUAUUUCUUGGCCCUUCUUAAGUUGGAGUACCUGACUACAAUCUUGAAAUGUAUUUGUAGCACCUCAGAUCACCACUAUCAGACCAUAAAUCCCAGCUCUCUCCCAUCAAGAUGGAGGGUCUCUUUUCCCUGAUUCUACAGCACCUGAAGUGUAUUGAUGUUGCCAUGUGUAUUGGGUUUUUCUUCAAGCUCCAAAUGUAGUAUCCAUAAAGAGAAUUUGAACUGAAAUAAGGAGCUACUAUGCAGAAGAGGGUGGGAGGCUGUCAGGACACAAAGCAAGGGUAGGGAUCUCAGCUGGUCACUGUCACUCGUGAAAGCUGUCUGUGUUAUGUACUUAGGUUCUUAACUCCUCCCAGGCGUUUCGGCCUGAAACCUGAAGGCACAGAGGAACAUUCUGAGUAUCAGCCUAACCCCUGACUUACUUAAAUGCUUUGUUUAUAGCAUCAGGAACCUAAUCAAGGAAUGCGAGUCAAACAAUUUCAUCACAUUUAAAAGGAACACCUAAGUGCCUUACCCCAGGCCAGAAGUUAAAGGAUACUCUCAUCCUCUUGUGAAGUGCUUCCCUCCACUAGAAGGUGUCUGUUAAAGUGCUGCUGCUACAAAAAUGCCCUGGGUAUUAAAGCAACUGGUAUCAUAGUGUCAGUGCAUGUAGUUGACAAGAUCUUAUGGCUGCUUUCCACUCUAGCUCAUUGUAACUCAUUCUGGUGAGAUAAAGCAGAUGAUAGAUCAAUUGUAUCAGUACAAACAGCAGAUGGGGGAAAGGCAGGGCUGUAGAUUUCCUUCCCAUUCCUUGAAGUUAGGUUGCUGCUUCUGAAUCCAAUUCAGCUGUUUCUAGUCUGGUGACAGAUGUUUAGCAUGGCUCUGCAGGAACCUAGAA
This is a messenger RNA of Haliaeetus leucocephalus (bald eagle), 4973 nucleotides long. It is a transcript of the gene PWP1, whose product is annotated as PWP1 homolog (S. cerevisiae). The record is from RefSeq and is a predicted model, not a curated record. NCBI's taxonomy places the organism in Eukaryota, Metazoa, Chordata, Aves, Accipitriformes, Accipitridae. Gene Ontology annotation, biological process: rRNA processing. Gene Ontology annotation, cellular component: nucleus. Gene Ontology annotation, molecular function: protein binding. The transcript is spliced from 13 exons. The coding region runs from base 2186 to 3586 and encodes 466 amino acids.